Messenger RNA from Lachancea dasiensis, 753 nucleotides. The record is from the annotation of a GenBank genome assembly. NCBI's taxonomy places the organism in Eukaryota, Fungi, Ascomycota, Saccharomycetes, Saccharomycetales, Saccharomycetaceae.
AUGAACGAGGAGAUCCCCGCAGCCGAGACCCUGGACAAACCUCAACCUCCAGCUGAUGAAUCGUCAAUUCGUGGAUUCCAGUGGUGGAGAAGAACUUUUCAGUACAAUACGGGCAUCGGACUAACUGGCACAGAGAAGGAUCAAUAUGAAAAUGACUACAAAUACGUUUUACAGCGUAAGCAGUGUAACGAAUGCUACCAGUACCGAGAUUGGCUUUUGAAAUAUUCUCCAACGGUCAUUUUUAUGGCUCAACAGAUCGCCAGAUUGAACACUAGCAGUGAUUCAACAAAAGAGAGUAACGGGUCUGAAUAUAAAUUCGACGAGUCCAAAAUUAUCUGUGACGUUUGUCCAGAGUGGAGAAGUGGUGGGUUUCACCCAGAACUGGGGAUAUUACUCUGCCAAAAUAGAAUUCGUGAUAAAUGGCAUUUGGAAGAUACUCUAGCGCAUGAAAUGGUCCACUACUACGAUAACACGCGGUGGAGUGUAGAUUGGCUAAACCUAAGGCACCACGCUUGCUCUGAAAUUCGAGCUUCAAGUCUAAGCGGCGAGUGCCGCUUCAUGCAAGAAUUUGCUCGGCGUGGUCUAGGCUUCAAAGUGAGCAAUGGCCAUCAAGAAUGUGUUCGUCGGAGAGCUACGCUCAGUGUUAUGGGCAAUCCGAGUUGCAAAGAUCAAAAACAUGCCGAAAAAAUUGUCAGCGAGGUUUGGGAUAGCUGUUUUAGUGAUACGCGGCCCUUUGAAGAGAUCUACCGCUGA